Molecule: messenger RNA, 1738 nt
Organism: Ahaetulla prasina
Lineage: Eukaryota; Metazoa; Chordata; Lepidosauria; Squamata; Colubridae
Product: cobalamin binding intrinsic factor-like
Exons: 9
Coding region: 211-1452 (413 amino acids)
Biological process (GO): cobalamin transport
Molecular function (GO): cobalamin binding
Source: RefSeq, a predicted model, not a curated record
CUGGGGAAACUGAGAUAAGCAAAGGAAAGUCAACAGUGCUAGAAAUGAAGUGACUAUAUUCGAAGGUGAAAGGUUGGUAGGGAGGAUCCAGAGCUGUCCCGGCAGUUUAUAUAAAGGAAGACGAGCAAGUUUUCGCCCUUGACUUCCAAUAUUCUGCCACAUCAAGGAAGAUUUGAUCUAAGAAAGGAUAUACCCACCUCUGAGCCCAAAAUGUUCCUCUUCACUAUUGUCGUGUGUGUGUUCUACACGGUCACUAAUGCAGCUUCCAGUUCUUCAGGAACUUGCUAUGUCCCGAGUGAUCGGCAAUGGUUGGUUAAAGGCCUCCAGACUCAACUGGAAAACUCUGCAACCUGCCCGCAGAGUAAACCUGAUCCCAGUGUCCUGAUUGCUUUGAACCUGGCUGAAGACCACAAUCUUAGUGUGAUAACACAGCUGGUGAGGCAGAUAAAAGAAACAGCUGGAACAGAGAUGACCUCUGGCAAAGUGGCCCUUUAUGUCCUAGCUCUUCGGUCCUCCUGUGAGAAUCCUGCUGAUGUCAGCACACCAGAAAAACAUGUCAACCUGGUGCAAGUCCUUGAGGAGAAAACAAAGGAAGAGAUUAACCAUAUCCAUACCACUGGGACUCCCAAGACAACUUACUACCAAUUGGCUCUAGAUACUUUGGCUCUGUGUGUAGAAAAAAGUCCAGAAUUAGAAAUUACUGCCACCACCCUGGCCAAGGCCGCCCUGAAUAAUAGUUUCCAAUUCGAUGGUCGUUACUCUGUAGAUACUGGUGCCGUAGCAAGUCUAGCACUAUUCUGUGUGUAUGAAGGAAGGAUCUCUUCUCAGCAGAGCAAAAUUACAGGAACGAUACAAGCAGCCUUAACCCUCAUCACAGAGCAAAUCCUUAAUGAACAGCAGACUAAUGGCCUCCUUGGAAAUAUCUAUAGCACUGGCCUUGCAAUGCAGGCUCUCAGUGUUACCUCUGAGUUCUACUCUGCUAAUGCAUGGAACUGCCCAAAGACUUUGAACGAAGUGCUGAGUAAGAUCAUUGAGGGAGCCUUUAGCACUCCAGCUGCUGCUUCUCAGAUCCUGCCUUCUCUGGUGGGCAAAACAUAUUUGGAUGUGAAGGGUCUCACUUGCAGCUCUGAAACUGUCACAGUGCAUUAUACUGUAAUCAAUAAGCUAAUAGGACCUCACUUCAGGUAUUCCACAACUGUGAAAGUGCCAAAGGGUUCUGUGCUGCUUGCUGUCUUGGAAGCAGCUCAACAACUUAAUGCAAAUGAAUUCAGCUUUCAAACAGAGGAGACAUCUUGGGGCCCCAUGGUCACCUCUAUCAAUGGCCUCCAAGGCAGCACCAAUGAAAAGACCUACUGGCAGUUCCUCAGUGGCAAAACACCCCUUGAACAAGGUGUUGGCAGCUACAAACCGAGAGAUAAUGAGCUAAUUGUGGCCAUCUUCAGUAGAUACUGAACUAUUACCUGUCCUAUAAUAAAGAACUGAGAUUCGAGUCUGUAUUUAUCAGAUGAUCUCCCUUCCAGUCAAAAAGUUAUGGCAACUUAGAGCCAAGCCUUUCUCAUGAAAUUUGAUAUGUUACAGUUCUGGCAAGAUGAUAAUAAAAUGGUGAUUUGUGUGCAUUGUUCUGUAUGUUUAAAAUUGUUUAAUAACUAAAUGCCAACAACACUAAAGUACUGAUUUCUUUCACAUUCACAAAGCAAAUCAUUUUUGCUAGGCCAAAAUAUGUUACAUGACAACAUAA